Molecule: messenger RNA, 1084 nt
Organism: Cheilinus undulatus (humphead wrasse)
Lineage: Eukaryota; Metazoa; Chordata; Actinopteri; Labriformes; Labridae
Gene: pkig
Product: protein kinase (cAMP-dependent, catalytic) inhibitor gamma
Exons: 3
Coding region: 268-498 (76 amino acids)
Biological process (GO): negative regulation of cAMP-dependent protein kinase activity
Cellular component (GO): nucleus; cytoplasm
Molecular function (GO): cAMP-dependent protein kinase inhibitor activity
Source: RefSeq, a predicted model, not a curated record
AAAACAGCUGUUUGAAGACACAACCUCUUUUUUUUCCUCCCUCUCUCGUUGUUUUCCGACGGGUAUCCUGAGAAAAACACCCAGGCUUCAAACGCUCUCUCCUUCCUCCUUUUUUCAUCCACAGCAGCCUGCGUGCUUCAGAUCUGCGUUUUUGUCCGUCAGCCAGGAAACUUAACUGGGGAUCCAUGGUGUUAAAUUUCCAUUGUAACAAGUGGAUAACAGGAGGCGACCCUACCAAGGUGUAAUGAGAGCGCUGGUCAUGGACAGAUGAUGGACGUGGAGACGUCGUACUCAGACUUCAUCAACUGUGAUCGCACCGGCCGCAGGAACGCAGUGCCCGACAUCACAGGAGAGGGAGGGGCCAGCACCAGUGAGCUCACCAAAGACCUGGCAGAGAUGGACCUGAAGGCUGCAGAAGGAGACCCAGGGGCCUCCCCAGCGCCGGAGGCAGAGGGCUCCACCAGCCAAGAAGCCCAGGGAGGCGGAGGCCCGUCCUAAACUCGGCAUGAGGCGCAGGUGGGGGCAGAGCCGAGGAGUGGACAGGACGAGAGAGGAAGCAGGUGGAGAAAGUGUGAAUACUGUUGGUCCUGCCUGGACAUGAGGACACCUUCACUCACUGCCGGCCUGUUUGGAGCUUUCAGUGGCCCAAAUGUCGCCUUUUCAUCGGAUCAGAUUGUAACACGGGGAGAACUGAGACACUUCAUAGUCAUUUAUAUUCCCUUACCAGACAAGAAAGCACAGAAACUUUGGAUUUAUGUCUGUGGAGAUGGACUAAGCGGAACUGAAUCCAUUUAUAACACUCGAAACAUUGUUCCAGCCUAAUAUGGAGCUGUGUCAUUGGAUGGGUGGAGGGGGGGCGUAUUCAUAAUCAUCUGUUUGUCAUUUUAUUUCUAUGUAUGUGUGCGUGUUUGUGAACUUCUUGUUCGAUUUCAUUGUCGUCUUCUUUUGUUUUUUAAGUAAAGAAAAAAAACAUAGUCGCCAUUUUACUGUCGUGUACGGACUUCAUAUUUAUUGCUAAAUGUUCAGUGAUAACUUUGUGAUAGCAAUUUUCUUUGUGUAAUAAAAUACUUAUGAAUUACUGUAA